GCUUAAAUGGUUCCUUUUUUCUUGAAUCGAUUGAAAUUCUCUUGAAUUAUUUUUUUCUACAUGCCAUGACCUUCUUCCACACCCAUACCUGUGUGUACUAUAUAAGGACAUAGGCUGCAAGGGAUCAUUACAAUUUAUCUUCAGCCAGUGUUGUGUAUCAGCUCAUAAUGGACUCUCUACUUGGACUUUUGUGUGUGCUGUCUACUUUGGUAGCUGCAGGUAAGUCUGUGUUUUACAAUGGCAGUUACAUUUAAACCAAAUAACUAGAUCCACACUUGGGUCCAUCUGGGAAAUUAAUGGUGAAAUUAAUUUUGAUUAGGUAAAAGGCCAUGAAGUGAAUCUAUGCUUUUACUAUGAAUACAGUGUUAGUGCAAAUGUAUAAAUACCUAUAUAUUGAUAAUGCAUAUAUUUUAGGAGUUUUGUAAAUAUAGAUAUCCUAUUUAAUAGUAUAGUUACUUUUGUACCAAAAAUACUGUGAAUACAACAAUUUGUUUUUAAACAAUAAUGGUUUUGAUCAAAAUGGUAUGAUUAAUUGUAGAUUGACUUAAUUUCUUACAUUUUAAGAAAAUCCUUUUAUAUAUCACCAAGACAGGCCCUUUAAGCACAAAGAUAUAAAUACUCCCAUUUUGGAUACUAUAUUUUAAAACCUAUUGUAAUUCUAUUAACAAUACUAUAUUGUUUUAAUACUAUAUUGUUAUCAUAUUAAUUGCAGUUAAUAGCAAAACAAAUCUCCAAGUCUAGGACCUUAUUAGGACUUUGUCACAGAAUGGAACGUGUUUGUGCCUUAACAAAUCUCCCCAGCAAAUGUUAAAGGUUGAGCAAUUAACAUGUAAAUUAAUAGAUUAUUCUGCUCUCUAGGAGAUGAUAAAACAUAAUAUCUGUAAAAACUGGCACUUAUUGCUAUCCAAUUAAAAAUUACAGCUGCCUAGAUAUGGGGAAAAAAGACAAGUAAAUUACUUGAAACUCUUAAUGCAUCCUACAAAAUGUAUUUAUUCUUUUAGUUAAAUAUGUUUAAGCCAUAUAGCUUAUCUAUAAACAUGUAUAUAGGUUUGAAUAACACAAUCCGUGAUAUUUGGCAAGCCAGGUAUAUGGGGACUUGUAGUGAUUUCUUUUUACAUUAAAUCCACUACAGCUCUCUCUAGUGAAUAAACACUAAAGGGAAACUUGUGAUAUUAGAUACACCAGCCCAUCCCUAUUUCAUUAAUGGAAAACUGAUAAUCUAUUGUUUCUCAUUUACCAACAAUGAGAUUGCAUACCUGUUAAUAAUUAGUCAGUUUGGAGGCUUAGCAGCAGCUGGUAAAAGUAGCAGGAAAGUUGGAGCCAGUUACUACCAAGUUCUUCCCGUAGAGGAAAAAAAGGAGCUGUUCUGUUAGUGACUAUUUUUUUAGUAGCAACAGCUGGAAACUUACUCUUGCUACAAAUCUCCACUCCAUUAACCCCUUAAGGACACAUGACAUGUGUGACAUGUCAUGAUUCCCUUUUAUUCCAGAAGUUUGGUUCUUAAGGGUAAAUUGAGGGGUUAGUGAUAAAGAAUGAAACAGUGUUGUUUUAAAGUAAAAGUGAACCCAAUGAGGGGAAAUAGGAUAUAUAUUUUUUUUAAUAUAUAUAUUUUUAUAUAUUUUUAGGAGAAAGAAGCAGGUAUGAUAAAUAAAAUUGCUCACAUUGCAAUGAUAUAACAUAUAGAAAUUACAGUAAAUAAUAAACUCAAAAACUUAGUAGACAAUAUGCACGGUAUGACGUAUAGGAAUGUAAAACUAGAACGUAAGCAAGUUGAAUACCUGCACACGAAUUAGAACAAGAACUAUGUACGAACCUGUGGGGGGGAAAAAAUAACCUAUGAUAAAAGUAAUACAGAGAAAAAAAACAUUAAGAAAAAAACAAUAUGAAUAAAAAAGACCUAGAUUGAAAAGAGAAUAACAUUAAAAAAAAUAAAAAUAAAAAUGAGCCUAGUAAAAUUAAAGGGGCUUCUUGCACGGGUGGAUGUAAACCUGGACCUAAAAAGUAGAGAAACAAAGUUAUUUAAAGGAAUUUAUGGCUAGGAGUGGCAAGGGGGCAGAGCGGGAGGAGGAAGGGGGAAUGGUUGAGCAGACCUGCCAUUUGUCUAAUAAAAUUACAAUAUUUGCCAACUAGAAUACUAUCAGCCAGAUUAUUAAUAACUUCAUGAACUGCAAGUACAAAAUAAUACAGUAGUUUACUACCGGUACAAAUAGUAACAUUGUUAUAGUAAAUUAAUAAUGUAGUAACUAAGAUGAAUGAAAUCCGGUAGAAUAACUUCUGAUUCUCCGUCUGUACCUUUAAACUGCAGUCUUUAAAUUAAAUGGGAUUUCUUGCAGGGGCGGAUGUAAAACUGGCCCUAAAAAGAAGAGAAACACAGUUAUUUAAAGGAAUUCAUGGCUAGGAGUGUCAAGGGGGUGAGGGGGAGGAGGAAGAGGGGAAUAGUUGAGCAGACCAGCCAUUUGUCAUUUUGAGCUAAGACACAAUAUUUGCCAACCAAAAUACUAUCAGCCAGAUUAUUAAUAAUUACAUGUAGCUGCAAGUACAAAAUAAUACAGUAGUAUACUACAGGUACAAAUAGUGACAUUGUUAUAGUAAAUUAAUAAUGUAGUAACUAAGAUGACUUCUGAUUCUCAGUCUGUACCUGCAGUCUUUAAAUUAAAUAGGGCUUCUUGCAGGGGUGAAUGUAAAACUGUCCCUUUAAACUGCAAUCUUCAGAUUAAAUGGGGCUUCUUGCAUGGGUUACUUUUAUAUUCAUCAGCUAUCCUUUCACAAUGUGACACACAGCUCUAUAACCAAUCAGACAUACUCCUUUACUCUACAACCUUACACUCCAAAUGAUCAGUGCACCUGCAUUUUACCACCUACCUCCCAAACCAAAUGCCUUUUUUAAUUUACCCUCAAAAUAUGUAUUUUGUUUUAUUAAAUGUUUUUUAGCUCUGUCACAUUUUCACAUGGUAGGGAUGUCAUUCAUGUUGGCCCAGCAUGGAUUCAGAAACUUUGCUCCUAUGCACUAUCCAACAUAAUUAAUAAAAAUCGUGGGUAGGAUAUAUGAUAUGCCUAUUGUUCUAAUCUUUCAAAAACCGCCAGAAAUUGCAGAAGUCUGUGAGAUGAUACACAAACUGGCUACUUACUUACAGAACAAUAAGGAAACAAGCAAGUGAGAUGUUCUCAAAUCCUAACAGACGUACGUCUACAAGCUGCCCCAACCUGGGCAGCAGACUUAGGCUGGUGGAACAUGCAUGGCUCCCGUCAUUCACCACUAUCAUUGGCCAAUUGUUUUAAACAUGUAUUAUUCAUUUAGUUUUAGAUCUUAUAUCAUACCAGUUUAAGAUUCAAAAACUAAUUCAUUUUAAUUAAUUACUUAAGAUAUGUUUUAUUCCCUGAAAUGCUAUUUCCGAACAUGAUUUAAUUUUGUAUUCUAGGUCAUUCUCUCAGCUGCACACAAUGUCUUGUAUUAAAUGGCACAUCUUGCACUGGGGACAACGUUACCUGCCCUUCUGGCAAUUACUUUUGUUCCUCUUCCAUCACUCAAAACAACGUAGGUGAGAUAAAUAUUAUAAUGUUUUUUUCUAGGAGACUGAUAUUUAUGCCAAAACUGUGAACACUAAUAAUUGACAUUUUGUUCCUUAAUUCCAGUUUCAGGGUACACUGCAUCAUUUACUAGAACGUGUUCACCAGCAGCACAGUGUAACCAGACUGGAAGUAUAACCUUUCUUUACGGAACUAUCUCGGUGGGGACUUCUUGCUGUGGCACUGACAACUGUACUCCAGCUACUCCAACAUGUAUGUAUCUACUGUAACUCAACAAACAAUAAUUACAAAUAUACAUGUCUUCAGAUAUAUAUAUACCUUCAAUUUAAACCAUAGUACAAGCAAUUAAAGCACUUCAGAUAAUGUUCUGGUGCAACUAUCAUGAUCUCCGAAACACUCUACUUUGGAAAGUGUACCAAAAGACCGCUGCCACCUUAAAACUAUUAUUUAUGUUAUAACAAGUUUUAAUGUAAUAAUCCUUCUAUCAAGUUUAGAAAGGAAAUAUGCAUUUUUUUAAAUUGUGUGUGUGUGUGUGUGUGUGUGUGUGUGUAUAUAUAUAUAUGAAAAAGUCAUCCCUACCAUUAGUAUAUGGCAGGAUCCUUCAGCUAUACACAUGCACCUUGGCUGAGAAAUUGUAUUGUCUCUGAAUUUCUAUGUUUCACACCCUGCACAAAAAUACAUAUAAAUGGUGUCCAAAUAAUACUAAAGUGCAUAUACUUAUAUGCUCAUCCGAAUAUUCUAUUUACCUUUAAAACAAAUAAACAGACAUAUAGGGUAAUAUGUUUGAACUAUGUGCCCUCCCAGCUCACUCCCAUAUCGAUCAACUCACAAAGAGUGUGCCACUCCAAUCACUGAGCCAUGGAGAUCAUUUGAUCCAAAGGAAAUAGGUAUCAGUCCUCCAUAUAGAUGACAGAAUCUCCAGAAGUUAGUUAGCAAAAAGCUAUAGUUCAAACCAAUUAAGGCCUGCCCAGUGGAGGGUAUAAAGUCCUCUGUUGAAUUUAAUAAUGUCCGUAACAAGUCAAAACUAGCAAUGUAAGAAAGUCGCUCUGUGAUUCUUGGAAACUACUUUGUGUUAUAUAUGUGCAUAGGAAAAAUAAUUUUUUGCUUUCAUUUUUGUUUCGGUAAUUCCAAAAUGUGUUUCAAUGACAUUCGCUCAUUAUCACUUCAGAAUUUUGAACCUCCAUCUUUCACUAUAGUUUAGUAGAUAGCUCCUCUAACUUGUAAAUACUUAUGUGGGAUUACUUUUUAACCCAUUAAGGACAAAACUUCUGGAAUAAAAGGGAAUGUCACACGUGUCAUGUGUCCAUAAGGGGUUAAGGAUACAAAACAAAGGGGCUGUUUAGUAUAUAGCUCCACUAAUGUGAUCCCUAAUGUGGGAUUGCCUAUUAAAGAAAAAUAAAUUAAGUUCCUGUUUAGAGAGCUUCCAUCAUUUGGUACCCGUAUUUAAGGAUACCAUUUUAGGGUGAUUAAGGAGAAAAUGAUGACUAUAAAACUGGAAACAAUCCAGUCUUAAAGUCAAAAAAGGACUAAAUGGGCAAAAGGAAAGGGCCUAACCCAACGAAAAUGAUAAUAAAGAGAAUCCCAAAGAUAAGGGUGUGUGGAGAGAGGAGCGAGGAUCCAUCUACCACAGCAUCCCUGACUAAGGGUAUGCCCACAUUAGAGAGUAUGGAAACCCUAGGUUUGCACAAAUGGAAAAUAGUAGGGUAAAAGUAAUCAAUAUAAGAAUAAAAAUAAAAAAUACUUUAUUGCAAGACGUAUAGAGACUAUAGAAAAAAAAAUAUAUAUAUAUUACAUAUAUAACAAGGGGUCCAGGGUAGGGGGGUGUCCCAUGGUCUAUGGGGCUAUAGUACCUAAAUGGGAGGCAGCAAGGCAGAUACAGUGAAAGAUAACGUAUAUGGCAAAGUUAUAAGCCUGAAUAGCACGUCCUAAUGGAGUGUCUUAAAUGUAACAUAUUGCACGAAUAUCUUAGGUAAACUGGAGUGUCUGCACAAAAUGUAGUCAAACUGCUAUUGUGGGAAUAACAUCCAAUAGACAGGUUGUGUUUCCCUGGAGUUUGUGGCAAGCUCCUAACGCCCGUUAAGAUAGAUAGUAGAUAGACCGGGCGGGAGGUGCUGACUACACAAGUGAGAUAAAUCUAGGAUCAAAAGUAUAAGUUAUAAGUAAAGAGGAAUAGGGAAAUUCCAGAAGGAAUCUUCUAAUAUAUAAAAAGAUACCCAGAUAUCUCAAUUAAUCUAGAUAAAAGUCAGCCACACAAUUCGAGAAUAAUAACAAGUGCUUGCAGAGGCAGACAGGGUAGCAAUAUUGGAAGUAUAUUGCUAAAUAGUAGCAGAAAUGUUAUCAAAUCUAAUAACUAGUUCAAUGUAUCCUGCAAUUGUUACUUCAAAAAGGAAAGAUGCGAUAUUGCACUAGAUCUGAGCUGAUUAAGGGUGAAACACAGCUCCAGAAAUAAACCCCUGCCUCCUAGGUAAAGGGGAGAAAAUCUCCUAGGCAAUCCCAAGCAGCAGGCACAUCACCCACAGAUACCCGACCCCUUGUAGUAUAGCUAUGUAGUAAAGGGAGAAAAAGUAAAUAAAAAACGAAACAGCCCAGAUCUAAAAGUUAGAAUAUAAAUAUCAAAGUGAACAGGAUAUAUCUAAAUAGGCUGGGCUGAUUGUUCAGAGUACACAAAAAAAGAAAAGAGAGAGAGAGAAAAGAGGUCCGCCUAGCUUCUAAAUCGAACGUAUAGAUUAGUGUGAAGAGUAAUUUUACACAUUUUAGGGUGAUGUUUACUAGAUGGCUCCCAGCAUUUGGUACCCUUAUGUGGGGCUGCCUUAUUUUUCAAUUUUUAAAAAAAAAAAAUUAAUUUGAGUUUUCUUUAAAUUGUUUAGAUUAAUGUUUCCUCAAUGUCAGUGCUUACAGAAUUAAAAUGAAGAAGACUCCCCUUUAUUGCAAAAGAGUUUCUCUCUCUGCAGAUUUCAUCCCGCUUCUGUGAAGACAUCACCACUGAUAACUUGUAUCCAACGUGAUGCUUCUCUCUCAGAAGCAUUGGGAUACAUCAACAUUGCUUCUAAUAAGGAAGUUCUGUUACAAAGGCUUCUCAGUGUGAAUUAAUCACUAUCAUUCAAACUGAUUCAGGCAGGACGCCUCCCCUGCUGUCCAGGAGUGCUUACUAAGGGGAUUUAUCUAGAAAUCAGCACUUUUUUCAAAUAAACCUGCAGGGACAUGCAGUUAACCCAUAAAAUACAAGAACAUGUUGCAGUGUAUCACUGAACUGUAUGCCUAUUCUAAAAGAGAUCACAUACUGUGAAAUGUAUCAUUACAGCCACAAAAAUAACCAUAAAAAAGAUUCAAGGGCUACUCCAACCCAUUUUUUUUAAUGUUUUUUGGCUUUAGAAUACCCCAUUGAGCAUUUGUCACUUGGUCCAUCUGAGUUUUAUUAAAUAGAAACCUGUAUAAAUAAAGCUUUAAACUUGCCUUAAAUCCAUUGCUGGGCCAAGUUCUCUCAGGUCCUUUUCCACACUUACUCUGAUCUCACCACAUGGCCUCCUUCAGGGUCCCUGGUCCAAUCUCAUGUGGGGAGGGAGGACUGCACAAGGAGAGGAAUCAGGAGAACAGUGUAAGUAAAUAGGAGGGCUACAAGGAGGGAUAGCUGACAGCAUAAUGUAAGGGGAGGGAAGGGAAGCUACAGAGAGAGGGCUGACACAGAGAGUAGACUGUAAAAGCAAAAGUGGUCAUGGUGUUUGGAGUAACUCUUUAAUCUUAGGCCAAAGUACUCAUGCAUAGUUCCUGAACUUAUGAAGUCUCCUGAAUUGGGAAACAUAAAUACAAGCAAUUUAGUAAUAUUCUCAAAUGCCCUUUUUGGUGAGGAGCACGUUUUUAAUCCGAAAAGAAAAAGUCUGAUUACUGUUUGACUCACCAUAUGCGAAUUGAAAUAGGUUCAGCUUAAUCUGUCUUUGAGGUGAAAAAAUGUGCAGAAUUAGCUUUGGUAGAGAAAAAUCAAUAACCUAGGGUAUUCGUAAUUAUGGGAUAACUGUUCAAUGUAACUUUACAUUUAAAACAACUUAUCAAUGCAUGCAUUAUUGUCAUUACUAUAAUUAAAUGAUAUUAUAAUAUACUAUUUUUUUUUUCUUGUUCUAAAUCUAAGUGAUAACUCCCAACAGUACUUCAAAUGGGUUGACAUGUCAAAACUGUUUCUCUUACUCCUCUGAUUGCUACACUGGAACUACUUUGACGUGUACGGGAGCUGAGAACAAGUGCCUUCGCCUGUCUGAGACAAUAUCUGGUAAUUGCUCAAUAAUUAGUGAAAAUCACAUUGAAGACGCUAUGCCGAAGUAUGAAUUAGUGUUCACAUGUUUCAGUGUAUUUUGUAAAUGUUCAGACACACAUAACUAAAACGUUACAAUUAAUAUAACAAGGAUAUGCUGCAUAAGGAAAGCCAAUAAUAUGUUUUAAAUGUAUUCACAUACGUGUGGCGGAACAGAUUUUGACACGUGUUCUUGGAGGGGGCUGCUUGCCCGCCUCCUACCUUCUGACUAUGGCCCUGGGAUAUAUGGCAUUUGAAAACACUAUUUGUGCCCUGUGACAAAACUGGAGAUUGUGCACAAAUAUGACUAUUGUCCAUAUUUCUUAUGAUUCCCUUUGUUUGUUGCACUGUUCCCCAUGUGUUUCAUCUGUUGGUCCGGCUGGAUAGACUACCAGACAAACUGUGGAGUUACUGGGUGGCCACCAUUUCAUGUAUCAGAGGCGCAUGGUGAGAACAAUGGAGGAAGCACAUGGUGAGAACAAUGGAUGGCGGCCAUUUUAACUCACAGACACUGUUUGGACUUUUCUACACGGUGCCAUCUCGCCGGUAUUUGGUGCACAAAGACAUUGUGCAGUAGUUUUAAACUAUACAACAGGGGACACAUUAAACAGGAAUUAUUUUUCAGAUAGCCUGUAUAUGUUCUGCGGAAUCUGCAUUAAACUGUAUCUUCCAAACUACUGAACGGAUCUGUGUGAAUUUUGGAUAUGUGGUUCACCAAGAUCCCCCGGUUCCGAGGAUAUACGGGGUUAUUGCAUGUUUUGGGGUCCCUGAGAUAUGUUUUAUAAUACUGUAUUUCUCUGCCUAUGAUAAUUAUAUUAACCAUUGUGUUCAGUAAUCAUAUCACAGGCAGAGGGGAGGAUUUUGUGUGGGAGUGUCUGUGUGUAUUGUAUGGAUUGAUUGGUUGUAUUUCAAAACCCUGUGGGCAGUACUAUGUUUGUGGAUUGUGAAUAAAAGAGGCUGUAUGUACCAGUACAGUCAGUUCUGCUUGACCUCAAAACGAAGUGUCGUCUCGUUAUUGGGGGAAUUGGAUUUUAUGCUGAUUGCCAGGAGUGUAAGCUGAUUGUAUGCUUUUCCUGUUCAGCUGCUUACAGCAUUCAAAUGCUUGAGAGCAUUUGUAUGCUUCUUUGGUUCGGUGGUUGUGGUGUCUGCUGCAGUGCUUGGAGUCCUCAGGAAGCACUAGGAGCAUCCUUCAACGGAGGUACCCAGUCGGGGUGCCAGGUGAUCUGUUACACAUACAAAAAGAUAAACCAAAUUGACCUGAUACAUUGUAAAUCACGGUGGUAAAGUAUCCCUCUCUAAGUGCAGGGAGGAAGCUGUUAGAUGUGAAUGUUGUUGGUGUUGUGCAGAACGUGUUUGUUGUAUUAAUUAUUAGUGGUGCACAUUUUCCCUAAUUUUCUGUGUACUGUCAAGAAAUCUCCAACUAAUUACAGAUUUAAAGUCAAACAGGUGAUCUAUAAACGUAACACAGAGAAUUUUGUUUCAAUUCAUCUGAUUGAUUGUAAUAUUAAAACACAAAAAUAAGUCCUGAGCUCAGACUCCCACUACUCCUGGCUGGCAGCAAGUUUCCCCAGGAUGAAUUGCGCCUGGGAGGUUUAUAGCGCCGAUCCCCCUGCUGGGGAACACUAUGGCCAGAGCGAUCACAUGGCCCAUGGGGUACUAUUUAGCCAAGGGGGGGACUGUCUGGGCUGUCAGACAGUCCCCCCAUUGGAGAGGAAGACCAAUCGCUGGCGAGGGAACGGCGGCGAUUGUGUAAGUGAGUGGGGAGAGGGAGGAAAGGGGAGGUUAAUAUUUAUUUUUGAAAAAUGUUAUUUAAAUUUUUUUCUUUAAUUUAUACUUCAGUGAGUGCCUUGACCCCUCCAGACACUCAGGACACAGACAGAGCAUCGGAAGCCUGCCUGAUGGCUUCUGAUGCUCUGUGUCACUGUCGGGCGCCAUGUGGAGCAACCUGGCAGUGAUUGCUCUGGGGGAGCAAUCACCCUGUGGCCCGGCAGUGAGGGGGUUUAUUGCAGGAUGCCUCGACAUCAAGGCAUCGCUGUAAAACCCUUAGAGAGGCUUCCUGCGUUCAAAUGUGCCGCGGACGUACAGGAUAUGUUAGCGGUCAUUAACAAAUGGUUUUUUGUCUGACGUACCCUGUACAUAUGCAGUCACUAUGGGGUUAAAAGGGAGUAAUUGUCCAGAGCUUGUGUCUUGCUAAGACUUCUCAUUGAGCUGCAUUGGGAAGCCUGUGAUUGGACAGCCACCGAAAGACUGGGCGGCGUUAGAAGGGCAGGAGAUCUGCAACUUUUAUAAGCUAUGUUUGGAUAUUCCCAAUGAUAUCCAUACAUGUUUCGUCAUGGGUAUAUCUAUUUACAUGAGUGACCACACUCCCAACUGAGACUGUAAUUCUACUUAUUAUAUCUUACAGUGCAAGAUUGUUUGUAAAUAUUUUAUUUCAUUUGCAAUAUUUAUCAUCCACAGGAAAUCUUGCCCUAACCCAAGGACUUCGUGGCUGUGCCACAACCAGCAUGUGUGAUGUUCUUGGGAAUCAAGCUCUAUCCGCAAGUGGAUAUAAUGUCAACGUCAAUGUUGUGUGCACUAAUGGAAAAGAUGGUCUUCAUCAAGGCUUUCUGUUUUCAACAUUUAUUUCCAUUGUGAUGGCUAAGUUGUUCUCGUAGAAAAACAUUAAAAUAAGCAAACAAUAAGGACAGAUUUUACAUAGAGUUUAAAAAAAUCAAUAAAGCAAAAAAUUGAUUAACUUGUUUAUUACAUCAAUGCACCAUUGUUUGAAGGAGAUGUACAGAGUUAUUCACUAAAGCGAGAAUUGAAAGUGAAUUUUAUUUUUAAUUUAAAGCCCAAAUAGUUGUACUGGAGUCAUUCUCUAAGUUAGCUAUAAUUCCGGUUCAGCUACUUUGGCCUUAAAUUUGAAAUACCCUUUCAGGGUUAUUCACUUACAUGAGAAUUCAAAUAAAUUUUUCUAGUUUGGUUAUUUCAGCCUUAAAUGUAAAAUUCACUUUGAAUUAGUGAAUAACCCUUAUAAUUCUGUUGUACUGCUAGUGAGCAAUAUUUACAUAAAAGGCAUGGGGGCAAGUAAACAUCAACUCAGCAUGCAUUAUAUAUGUUUUACAUACAAUGUUUAAAACAAAGUUUGUGUAGCUGAUGGCAUUGGGCUGUCCUCAAAAUUAUGUAUAUUCCUAUGUGUUCGGUUAAAUUGUACCAUGUGUAUGCAGCAUUCGGCUGAUUGUUCAGUAAAAUCAUUGAAGUUAUUAUGCGAGUGAAACAAUCAGACCACCCCAGGAGUAAGUGUGCCUUCAAUUACCGUUCGCAACAAUGUUGCAAAAGGGUGAUUGGCAAUUCAUGUAGUGUGUUCUUUGUCCUCUGGGUGGCCGCCAUUCGAUAGACGAACACGUGGCGGCGGCCAUUUUAAACUCCCGAACGGCGGUGAGACCUCUAUAUUGCCGCCAAUGUGUGUAAAAACUACCGAACGGCUUCCUGUUUGGUAGAAAGAACCCCACGAACAAGGGAAUUUACCUGGUUCUGUAGGAGCAAGGAUCAAUGUGUUGUUUCUUUGUUCGUUUGUUUUUUUGUUACAAUGGUAUUUGUCCUGUGAAUAAGAUUCAGACAGACUAAAGAAACAUGUUGGAUAAGAGAGAAAGAACAGCUCCUUUUUUUUUUUAAAUGAAAUAAUAUAAUGGAACUAGAUAUUAAUAGAGUUACUGUUUUCUAAUAGUAUGUGUAUAAACUAAUUGUCUUGUUUUGUAUUUGUUUUUAAUAUUCGUGAAAAACUGUUUUGAAAUAAAAAUUAUAUUAAAACAAAAACGUAAGGCUGGUGAGAUAGCUCAGUGGGCUAAUGCAUCCUGGCAGUGUGUCAUCCUUCUGAGGUAGCUAAAAAUGAGUUGAGUACCAUUAAAUUGGGUAAUAGUAACAAGUGGAUGUUGGGCUAAGGUAACAUCCCCAGGACGUACUUAAAAACCAGAGUAACAUGAAUGUACCUUUCCUGGUUAACUACUUUGUUCUUAUUAUUUGGGGGUUUGGAGUGGUACUAAAACUGCCAGCUAUUUAAAUGUGCAUAGGGAUUUGGGAUAGUGCGCAAGUAACUCAUCUUUUUUUUUAAUUGUAUGUUGGGGUUGAUAUGAUCUAAGGUCAUUGCUUCUGCCCAGGAGUAGUGGGAGUUUGAGCGAAGGACUUGUUUUUGUGUAUUUGUAUUUGUUUUUGUAUCACAUAGUUACAAUGCUGCUGCCCACCCCAUGUGCUCCCUAUUAAGGGUUAAUAAGUUUUACCUGAAGCUGAAGGAAGCAAGGUGAAUUGUCAGUGCUAGACUCACCCAGGGGGUUUGCCUUGACAUGGCAAGUGAGUUUACACUCAGGUGGUCAAUGGGGUUAUAUUAAAAAGCUCCAGUUAUUGAAAUGUGCAUAGGGAGUUAGGAUAGUGCGCAAGUAACUCUUUUUUUAUGUUUAUGUAUUGGGGCUGAUGUGUACUGUAGUCAUUGCUGCCGCCGAAGAGUAGUAGAAUUUUGAGCAUAGUACUUAUUUUUGUAUACAUGAAGCAUUAUACAAUACAGCAUGUACAUUAAUAUAAUAAUAAUAAAAUAAUAAAG
This is a messenger RNA of Pelobates cultripes (western spadefoot toad), 12383 nucleotides long. The record is from the annotation of a GenBank genome assembly. NCBI's taxonomy places the organism in Eukaryota, Metazoa, Chordata, Amphibia, Anura, Pelobatidae.